AUGGAGAAGCACAAAUCUCAUGAGAUCGUUGCCUCUCUUUAUAUGAGCAAAUUUAUUGUGGAUGCCAACCUUAAGUCUAAGGGAGGAAUCUCUAGUUUUCAUCUUCAAUUCCUAUUGGAGAGAGCUCAUGCCCAUGCUGAUACCCACAAUUGGAAUGCCUACAUUGCAACUCUGGCUCUUUGUAUUUAUGGGAUCGUUUUGUUUCCAAAUGAGGUAGAUUUCGUGGAUGUAAAUGCCAUCAGCAUCUUCUUAAUAAGGAAUCUUGUUCCUACCCUUCUUGGGGAUCUUUACCAUCCGUCACAUACCAGACAUUCAAAGAAGGGUGGUAUUAUACUCUAUUGUGCUCCCUUGCUCUAUAAAUGGUUCAUGAAUCACCUUCAUAAAAUGGGUGCUUUCGUGGAUACUAAGAUAUCUUUUAAGUGGUCUGAAAGAUUGAUGGGUCUUGCAACCAAAGACAUCGUCUGGUAUAGUAGAGAGUAUUAUGGCAUUGAAAUCAUCUUUAGUUGUGGAGACUUCCCAAAUAUGCCUCUAAUGGGGAUGAAAGGAGGGUUCAACUAUAAUCUUGUCAUAUCUCAGCGCCAAUUGGGGUAUGUUUUGAAAGACCAGCCUAAAGAUAAGGAAGUAGAGGAAUCCAUUUACUAUCAUGCAUCUAAAGGUGGUGAACCUAUGAAGAAAGAUAUCAAUGCUUGGAGCAAAAUUCAUUGGAAAGGAAAAUCUCAUGUAGGGAAGAAGGAUUAUGUGGCUUACCCUUUUAUGUUGAUUGGAUAG
Lathyrus oleraceus (garden pea) is the source of this 768-nucleotide messenger RNA. RefSeq lists its product as uncharacterized. Bases 1 to 768 code for a protein of 255 amino acids. Lineage: Eukaryota; Viridiplantae; Streptophyta; Magnoliopsida; Fabales; Fabaceae. The transcript has a single exon. The record is from RefSeq and is a predicted model, not a curated record.